UUGUAUCCACAAUGUCCUUGCUGUGUUUAUUUAUCACUCUCGCGAGUGUAUUUCACCCUUGUUGUGGCAAAGAUCAACUGCGUGCAUGCUCUCCUGGGGACAUCAUCAUCGGCGGACUUUUCCCUAUUCACAUAAAAACCAAUAGAACAACAACACCUGGACCAAUCUCCUGUAGUGACUUUUCCAUCCAAACGUUCUUAAACUCACAAGUGAUGAUAUACGCCAUCAGGGAGCUAAACCAGCGCACACCCAGGGUUCUACCCAACAUCACCAUAGGUUAUGACAUCUAUGACACUUGUGGAGACGUCAGCCUUGCCAUCAGAGCCACACUUCAGCUGCUGCAGAGCCAAACAGACCAUCAGAACUGUUCGCGACCUGCAAACACCCAUGCUUCUUUCCGUGAAACCCAAUUAAAGGCAGUGAUCGGUGACAGUAGUUCGGAAGUAUCGGUAGCUGUUGCACGAAUUACUGCUCUGUCAUCAGUUGCCCAGAUUAGCUAUGCAUCUACAAGUGAGAGGCUCAGCAACAAGAUGAAGUUCCCCACCUUUCUGCGAACAAUAUCCAGUGAUGAAAACCAGGCAAAAGCCAUUGCUGACCUGGUGAUGAAGUUGAACUGGACAGCAGUAGCCAUUGUAGGAAGUGAUGAUGCGUACGGGAGGUACAGCAGUGAGCGUCUUGAGAAAACAUUCAAAGAUACAGAAAUCUGCAUUGACUUUAUUAACAUCCUACCUAGUUACUUUUCCCAGAACAAGUCCGAAACCCAUAAGUGGCUGACUGAUCUGGUGAGCUCUAUCAAUAGUUCCGUCGCUGAGGCCAUCAUCAUCUUCACCAAGUCCUCCAAUGUUAAGCUCGUCAUUGAAGCAGCUAUUAAAGGGAGACUCAACAGAACUUGGAUUGCAAGUGAUUCAUGGUCAACCUCGAAAGACAUCUCCUCAAUGCAAGACAUCGAGUUGGCCGGAAAGGUUUUCGGAUUCAUCUCUAAGAAAAAUGAUGUGCCGGGUUUUAAAAACUACGUCAUCUCAAAUUUCAAAAACACCACUAAUGCCUUUCUUGAUCAUUAUCUGACUCGAAUCAAUUGUUCUCAUGAGUCUAAAAUAAGGCCAGAGGGGUCCAAGCAAUGGCUGGAUCCCAGCUGCUUGACCAAACACAUUGACCGUGAUUAUUCAUACAAUACAUACUUAGCCGUUCGAGUCAUUGGUGAGGGUCUCAGACGCUUGCUAAAGUGUGACAACCAACAGUGUGAGCGUACCCCCAAUUUCACAGCCUUGGAGCUUCUCAUGGAAAUCAAGAAAGUAAACUUUACUGUGAACAACACACAUAUACACUUUGACAGCAAAGGUGACCCCAGUUUAGGAUACGAUAUUGUAUACUGGAGCACAAAUAUAUCCACACGGAAAACCCACAUAGAAACCAUUGGAGCAUACUUUUCUAAGGAUGGAGUCAAAAUUCCAGAAGGUCUUGAGAGCAAUGUGAAUGUAUCUGUUUACAACUGCUCUAAAAAGUGCGAUCCAGGGCAACAGUUGCAGGAGCAAGGCAAACGGUGCUGCAAAAUCUGUGUUCAAUGUGCAGAAGGAGAUUUUUCUCCUAAAGAUGGUGAGGAGUGUAAGAGCUGUGGUGAAGAGAAGUAUUCGUCUCCACAGAAGGAUACAUGUUUGGACAAACCUGUGUACCCAAUCUGGUUGGAUCCCUUCAAUAUAAUUUUGUGUUGCUUUCAAAGUUUGGGGAUAAUUGUUACUGUUGUGUUUAUUAUUGUGUUUACAAUCUAUCGUAACACUCCUGUUGUGAAGGCAGUUGGAGGUAAUUUGUGUUUCUUGGAGCUGUUUUCCCUGCUGGCCUGCUUCUGCCUUACGUUUAAUUUAAAUGGAAGGCCCACCAAGGCUUCCUGCACGCUGGGCCUGCCUGUCUUUGGCAUAGCUUUUUGCCUUUGCAUCUCCUGCAUCCUAGUCAACCUGCUCCAAAUCGUUGUGGGCUUCAGCUUUAGCUUGAACACAGGGACCUGGAUAAAGAAGCUCAAUAAGCCAGUGGCUGUGGUGAGCAUUUUGUCUGGGAUCCAGUUUGCCUUGUUUGUGCCGGGGUUUUACUAUUUCCCCCUUACUCCUCAAAAACUGCCAUUAGCUGAGAUCAUCGUGUAUCAGUGUAACACAGACUCCAUUGUGUUCAUUGGUCUCAUGUUAGGCUAUAAUACUUUAUUGGCCCUUAUUGGUUUCCUGUUAGCAAUCAAAGGCAAAGAGCUGCCAGAUCUAUAUAAUAAUGCACUUUCAGUCGCCGUCAGUAUGUUGCUGCACUUACUAAUUUGUAUCAUUUUCAUCCCAAUUUAUAUGAAUUUGAUUGGGAAGUACAAACGAGCAACAGCAAUUGUAACCAUGCUCGCCUCUAGCUACAGCAUCGUCUGCUUUCACUUGGCCCCCAAGUUUUACAUUAUGUUGUUCAGGCAAGAAAUUAAUAAUGAGAGAGCCAUUACUGAGAACAUCAGGAUGCAUUACGUGCAGAGAGGCUUGGCUGUGGUGACAUCAUAAUAUCACUCGCACAUCCAUCAUUUCUUUGCAUGUGCUGGUAAACAAUUAUCCAAAGUACAGUCGGUCACACAGUAUGUAUUAAUGCUACAUAUGUCCUCUCAGAUACAAUUAUUUGAGGAAAAAGGUUGUUUUUUUUAACACUUCGUCACUGCUGUUACCACCACCACAGAUGAAUUAGAUAUUUUGUAUGGAGAUUAAGGUAGUUUGGGUUUUUUGCUGACUUUUCUCGCUUUUUUUUUAUAUCCAGGAAAAAAUAUUCAAAAAACUCAAAACAGACGGUGCAGUGUGUUUGUAAGGUAAAUAUGUGGGUUGGCUCGGACUUUUUUCGCCAGCUAAAUAAUGUAUAUUGUUCUUUUUGUGUCAAUGUUUUGACAGUUUUAAACAUAUAUUCAUUGAGAUGAGUCAGACAAAGUGAUCGACACUUAAAAUGACUGAACAUGCCAACAUGUAUUUAAUCAACCUCUAUCGUAGAAAUUGAAUACACUUUUGGGGAAUUGGGAAAGUUUGGGCUUGUUUUAAGCAAUUUUGCCUUUUUUUUGUUCUUGUUUUUCUGGUUCUGCGAACGUCAUUAAUUUACAUUACAUUGUGAUCCAUCAUUUGUAAUAAUGUAGUUUCAUUUAGUUUAAUGAACUAAAACUAUGACAAAGUGGUAGAAAGAAAUAUAGUGUAGUUGUGUAGGGGAUGUUUUAUACAUCUAUUUCAAAUGUGUGGUUAAACAGUACCUAUAUCUAUCACAAAAAAUAAAAUAAAAUAAGGAGGGGAAAGAGAAUGGAACAGUCUGCUUCUUGAGUCCCUGUGUUCACCUCUUGAGUGAGCUACUAGCUACGAAUGUGACUAAAAUGCAUCUCCAAGCUGCUCUCUUGACAGCAGAAAGCCGACACUCCUCUGCAGGAGCAAACAUGCUCUGGAAACAAGAUGCAGAUGCACUGCUAUUACUGUGGAGCGCCAAGAGUCAUAACCUUUUUGAUCUUUGGAUUCUACACAAAUGAGCAGACUGUUCUGUUGUGUGAAUGGAUGUAGAUGGUGCAUAUGGAUUAUACUUUCUAAAAUGUCAAUGCUUUGUAAAUGGAGAGCAACUUGCUGUGUAAAAUUUCUACUAGAGUGACAACUGAAACUCCAAAAACUGCAAAAAGAGACAAAGAUGGGCAACAGUGAAGUAACAUGUGAGCUCGCGCCAUAAACACAUGGCCAGAAACAUGGCCAGAAUCAAAAUUAAUACGAAAAAUGACUUUAUUUAGGGAUGGAUACCAAAACCUGGUAUUAUGAGUCAUAGGACUAAAUUUGAGCAAGAUCUGAAAAACGUGCUGGAAGUAAUAUGCAGAAGGAUACAUCCCUUAACUUCCCCUUGCCAGUAUGUGGCUCUAUGAUUUUUAUUGAAAAUUGGCCUGUAAAAUUUGAAAUUUGGUAAAUAUCUGAAUGUGUGGAAUCUACUUACAAUAUUUAACAUUUUCAUGACGAAGGCUCACAAUUCACAACGCUGCCAUGGGCCGGAGGCAUUAGUGGCCACCAGGGGGCCCCCAAUGCUCAAUGUCACGAUAGGCACGGAUAGCACAGUCAGUCAAGACAGUUGAUGGAAAAGGCAGUAGUGUAAAAAAUUACAGACCAAUGUCAUCCAAAAAAUAAGGACAUAUCUUUUUAGUACAAAGAAAAUAAAGAAGAAGAAAGCAGAGGAAGCGAACAAACAGCAAGCUCAACAAGACCCCUAAAAUAUCAACAUUUUCACAGAUUCUGAUGCAUAUUUUGGAAUAUUAUGGUAGUUUGAAAGAGGAAGACCGAAG
Messenger RNA from Scophthalmus maximus (turbot), 4294 nucleotides. Its product is annotated as G-protein coupled receptor family C group 6 member A-like. Lineage: Eukaryota; Metazoa; Chordata; Actinopteri; Pleuronectiformes; Scophthalmidae. The transcript is spliced from 6 exons. Bases 12 to 2516 code for a protein of 834 amino acids. The record is from RefSeq and is a predicted model, not a curated record. Gene Ontology annotation, cellular component: membrane. Gene Ontology annotation, biological process: G protein-coupled receptor signaling pathway. Gene Ontology annotation, molecular function: G protein-coupled receptor activity.